CUGUGCUUCUCGUUCCCUCGUCCUCGGGUAUUGAUUUCCGUAGAAGGUUAGGACGCGGCUUAGAUGUGUGUUGUCUACGCUACCGUUAGCAGCCAGCUACGUUUUCCGUAACGUCGCGCGCGUAUUCGUGGGCCGGCCUCCACCUCCACCUCCACCUCCACCUUCUCUCUCUCUCUCUCUCUCUCUCUCUCUCUCUCUCUUUCUCUCUCUCUCUCUCUCUCUCUCUCUCUCUCUCUCUCUCUCUCUCCUCUUUUACGAAGAGUCGCGAGUUCCCAAGUGUUGCGCCAACUUUCGCCAUCCUCGUUGGUGUUUCUACUGUCAGAGGAGAACGCGUGGUGCCUGUCUUCUUGUCUUCGAGGAAGAGAGCUUUAACUCUGUUUGUCUGAUGCAUUAUCAUUGGACACAGUAACACGUGAGAGAUCAUAAACCGUCUGAUUUCUUUCUCUUCGUAUUUGAAAGAAAAGAAGGAAUACACGAGGAAGAGAUUCCUCGUUAAAUAGAAGACUUCGAUUUAACCGGAUAGGCCCAACCAGCGCUUCGGGGCACCUUCCGAGAUGCCUGCACCAACGUCAGCGGCGGGUGCGGCCGAAUGUGGCCCACCUCGCACCGAAUUGCAAGAAUUACAGCUGAAGGCCGACCAGACCACCGAUGAGUCCCUGGAGAGUACGAGGCGUAUGCUGGCAUUAUGCGAGGAGAGCAAGGAGGCUGGCAUCCGCACUCUGGUCGCGCUCGAUGACCAGGGAGAGCAAUUGGAUCGAAUCGAGGAGGGCAUGGACCAGAUCAAUGCGGACAUGCGAGAAGCAGAGAAGAAUCUUACCGGGAUGGAAAAAUGCUGCGGUCUCUGCGUUCUCCCGUGUAACAAGAGUGCAAGUUUCAAAGAGGACGAAGGAACGUGGAAGGGUAACGACGACGGUAAGGUCGUUAAUAAUCAGCCUCAACGCGUGAUGGAUGAACGCAAUGGACUCGGCCCUCAGGGUGGCUACAUCGCUAAGAUCACGAACGAUGCGCGUGAAAACGAAAUGGAAGACAAUAUGGGUCAGGUAUCGACGAUGAUUGGGAAUCUCAGAAACAUGGCUAUCGAUAUGGGCAGCGAGCUCGAGAAUCAAAAUCGACAAAUCGACAGGAUCAACCGGAAGGGCGAAUCGAACGAGACAAGGAUACAAGUGGCCAACGAGCGAGCCCAUCAGCUGCUCAAGUAAAAACCACUCACGACCAUCUCUCUCUGCACCCCCGUCUCGGCCACCGGCAUUACUGAUACCAUCAUCAUGUACAACAACAACAACAACAACAACAACAACAACAAAAUACAAAAAUCAGCACCAAGACAAGUACCAUCACAAUUAUACUUACAAUUUACACUAUACAUACAUAUGUAUACGCUUACCUUUUUUCUUCCUUUCUUACUUACUCAUUACCCUCUUAAUCUAUAUAUCUGUAUUAUUAUUCGCUGAUAAGAAUAUCAUCAUCGAAGGGACGAACAAAAUGGAAUGGAUAGCAAUAUCAUAGAAUAAUUGUUAAUCAACAAGACUUAUUAUGGGUCUUUUGAUUUCUAAUUUUCGAAACUUGAUAAUUCGUCCAUUUUUCUUCUUUCCUUAGUAUUUAUUCUUUGCCACGUAACAGUAUUUUCAAUUAUCCUGAUGUUACUUAUUUCUUUACGCAGUUAUUAUUUUAAUUUAAAGAAAAAGAAAAAGAAAAAAAAAAAAAAAGAAAUAGAAUGUCUACUCAUAUAUUCGUAGUAUCGUCCAAUGAAUUAUUUUUCCUUAUCGAUAAUAAGACGCGUGAAACAUAUCGUUUGGCAUCAUUGUCAUCAUAAUUUUCCGUACUUAAGGAAGCUUCCUAAGUCAAACUGUGUAUUAGAAACUAUAGCAAUUCUCUUAUUGUAUGUACCGUCAAUUUGAUAUACUGAUUCAUUAAACAGUUUGUCAUAUCGAUUAGCCAAUCCCCGUCCAUCUUUAAUAAAAAAAAAAAAAGGUAUUUAUUUAUUUAUCCUUUUAUAUUAUACUCAACCGAUUUCUAUCUUUUUUCUUCUUUUUUCGUUAAUCGUGUCUCUCUACACACGUGAUAUACACAAGCAACUCACACACGCGUACACGUUACUCACGUUAUACGUUCACGUUCACCUUAUCACCGUACGUCGCUGAAAAAAAAAAAAAAAAAAAAAAAAAAAAAAAAAAAAAAAAAAAAAAAAAAAAAAAAAAAAAAAAAAAAAAAAAAAAAAAAACCAAACGAAAUAAUAAGCAAAAUAGAAAGAGAAAUUAACUAGAAAAAAAAAAAACAGUCUUUUUCGCGACGGAUCUUCUUUGCUCGUGAAAAUUAUCCAACGAGAGCACGUCGUACACUUUAAAAUCGCGUCAUAUUUUAAAUCUUUAAAUAUACGGCGCUUGAUUAGAGUUCUCAGCGGGAACUAAUCCGCGAUUAGUAGACGCCGAGAAGAAUUGUAAAUUUUAAGCGACUCACGACGCGCGUUAGAGAUAAGCGAGAAUAAUAAUAUACGAGAGUCAAGUUUCUUAUCUCAACGAUCCUCUAACGAGUACAAAGCUAAUUAAAAAGCAAAGAAAAAAAAAGAGAAAAAAAGGAAAGAAAACAAUUAUAAUAAAUAAUUACAUAGAUCGAGACCGCAUUGUACGAGAUUUUCCUUAUUAUCGCUAUUGUUAUCAUUGUUGUUAUUAUUAUUAUUAUUAUUAUUAUUAUUAUUAUUAUUAUUGUUGUUAUUAUUAUUAUUAUUAUUAUUAUUAUUAUUAUUAUUAUUAUUAUUAUUAUUAUUAUUAUUAUAAUGGGAGCGCGAUCUUGGAUUUUUGACGCUAUUGAGAUAUGCGUUAUCUCUCUUGUAUAUGAAAAUUCAAUUAAUAUAAAAGAGAAUGAAAAGAAAAAAAAAAGAAAAGACACAAUAACAACAAGAACACAACAACAACAACAACAACAACAACAACAACAACAACAACAACAACAACAACAACAACAACAACAACAACAACAACAACAAUCCUUAAAAACGAAAUAGAAACACACAGGGAAGAAAGGAAAAAGAAGGACGACUCGCGUAACGAGAGACGUGCGGCACGAACUCGAGCUUUGAGUUCUUCUUCCUCCAAUGGGUUAAAGAAUGUCAACAACAGGUGAUAAUGGAAUAUACACACACGCGAAACGAUAUAAUGAUAGAGAAAAAAGACCAGAGAAACAUAUAUAAUAAUUGCAAUACGAUAUGGACUAAUGAGAGAGAAAAGAUAAAAUUUGGGCCUUUUUUAUAAUUAGCGUAAAAAAAAAAAAAAAGAAAGGAAAAGGGAUCGACGAAUUUUCAUAUAUUCGUCGUUUGUUCGAUCUUGUCUUUCGAGUUUCGUGACUUUUUGUUCUUUUUACUUUUUUUCUUGUUUCAUUGUUUUUUUUUUUUUUUUUUUAUUUUAUUUCAAACUUUGCGUCACCUAAAGUGACCCCGAUUUGGUAUCGGAAAUAUAUAUAUAUAUAUAUAUAUAUAUAUAUACACAUAUAUACAUAUACAUAUAUGCAUGUGUCAUCUAAGAUUUUUUUUCGUAAAUGAUUCUUAAUUAUUUUGAUUUUUCUUUUUAUCUAUAGGGACACAAUGAAUCCGACGAAUUAGGGAAAAUAAAGAGAACAUUAUUAAUUAUUAAUUUCUAUUUCUAAGAAAACAAAAAAGAAGAAUUGCAAAUCGUAUCGAUUGAAAGAAAAUAUAAACCUUUAAAGGUAAAGAAAAAAAAAAAAAAAAAAAAAAAAAAAAAAAAAAAAGAAAAAAAAUACUAUCUCUUUUUACUUAUUUGUUCGCUCUAAGUAAAAUUGCUUUACGUCAAAAAUUCUUUUUAUAUCUCAUCAAAAUCGAUAUAAAGAUAUUUUAAGAUCUAGUCUUAGGUGACUCACCCAAUAUGUAUAUGUGCAUUUACGUAUCUAUGUAUGUACAUGACGAUUUUCAUCAUGAAAACAUUUUUCUCUCUCACUAUAUGUAUUUAUAUAUUUCGUAUAUACGAAAAUCUACAUAAUCAUAGACAUAUAUAUAUACACACGCAUACAUACAAACACAUAUGUACACGAGCACGCGUAUAUACGUAAUAUCGAGAGGAAAUACGACCAAGAAAAAGGAUGUUAGGCGCGAGGAAAGGGGGGUGGGGAUAAGGGGGAGUAACCGCAAAUAGGAAGAAAUAGAUAAAAUAAAAAAAGGGGAAAAGUAAUCGGAGGAGAUGAGGAGGAGGAGGAGGAGAAGAAGGAGGCGAGGAGUAGGAGGAAAAUCAAAAGAUUUUCCUACGAAGAUUAGAAGAAAAAUAUCAAAGCAGAAAAGAAAAGAAAGGUAGCCAAAGAAACGUAAGAGGAAGAGGAAGAGGAAGAAAAAUAAGAGAAGAAGGAGGAGAAGGAGGAGGAAGAAGAAGGAGAAGAAAUGAAAUAAAAAAAGAAAAUGAAGAUUGAUAAGCUAAACGAGAAAAACGCGUCAUGUUCGUCGAGGAGUUGUCCCGAAUAAAACUUGUAGAUAAAUAUAAUCUCCCUUUUUUCAAUCGUCUUAACAAAAUCACACGACACAUGUGCACGUAACGAACACUUACACGACAUACGCACACAUAAGUACAAAAUUAAUCCUACAUAUAACACGAACAUAAGUCGUAGAGGUUAGCUGUUCUCCACCUUCCCCAAAGUUUAUGCGCCCGUCGCUUUAUGAGUGCGCCGGGGUCACAGUAAGGUAUAACUCCAAUAAUUAGCUGAUAUCGAGAGGAAUGGAAAGAGGAAGUGAGGACAUACAAAAUUAACAAAAAAGAAAACAAGAGAAAACUUAAAAGAAUAAAAAACAAACAAAAAACAAGAAAUAAGAAAAAGAGAGAGAGAGAGAGAGAGAGAGAGA
Molecule: messenger RNA, 4837 nt
Organism: Vespa velutina
Lineage: Eukaryota; Metazoa; Arthropoda; Insecta; Hymenoptera; Vespidae
Gene: Snap25
Product: synaptosomal-associated protein 25-like
Exons: 7
Coding region: 555-1199 (214 amino acids)
Biological process (GO): synaptic vesicle priming; exocytosis; synaptic vesicle fusion to presynaptic active zone membrane
Cellular component (GO): SNARE complex; plasma membrane
Molecular function (GO): SNAP receptor activity; syntaxin binding
Source: RefSeq, a predicted model, not a curated record